UUCGGUUCCGUAGCGUGUUGCUAGCUGAGUGCAUUCUGGGGCUUGUGAUUUGUACGGUGGUCCACGCGGGAAAGGAAACUGUCGAUCAAGUGGAGCAAAACUCAAAGUGAUCUCACGGUGUGUAGGUGGUACGGGAAUUUUGCUCUAACGAAAAGAGUUUUACUCUGCGUCAAGAAACAAACCGUCCGCAAGUGAGGUGGUGUCUGUUCUAGAAUCAAUUACCAGUGACUGUUUAGAACGCAAACGAAGAUCUUCAAAAUGACGGAGGAAUUGCAGACCCAGCCACAGCCCCAAGCACAGGCCACGAUCCAGCCUCAGCCAAAGCCACGGCUUGGACCACAGGACUACAGGAACUCCGAGCUCGUCACCAAGUUCAUGGCCGCCAAUCCACCUUACCUAUACUCACCGGCCGUCGGGCCGCACAAUUUCUUCUUCAGCGAAAUGCUGCGCUCUCUGGUGGCCAACAAGCGGAACGAAAGUCUCCGCAAUGCUAGCGAGCAAUUACAUCACCAGCAACAGCAGCAACAGCAACAGCAGCAGCAGCAGCAGCAGCAGCAGCAACAACAUCAUCAAGCACAUGCUCAGGCUCAGCAUGUUCAGAAUCAUUUGGCAUUGCAGGCCGCAACAACACGCAGACCACGCAAACGAUCAUGGAGUCAGCAUCGCUACUAUCCGGAGAUUACACACAAGGAAGGCAAAGAUGGGGAUGAGCGCCCCGCAACGCACCCAGAGAAACCCCUGGAACUGACAAACAAGCUGGCGGUAUUCAAUAGCCGAAACAUUCCACACAUUGCUGCCGCUGGUGGAUCCGUUGGCACCAAACUCUUUCCCGAUGAGCCACAAGAGGCGUGUUUCAAAACUCCGGCGUAUCAUGAAAGGAAACAGGGCGAUUUGAAGCCAGCACCGGCAACGGUGGCCGAGAAGCCAACGAUCAAUAACUCGAAUCUACUACCGGAACCAUCUACCGGAUCGAUGCCUCCAUCGGAUUUGAUUCUUCCACCACCACCACCCGUCUGGUAUCCUCCGCUCUACCCUCCGUAUGGUAUCGAUCCGUUGCAUUUCUUCAUUGAUUUGCGCGUGUCCGGUCAUAUUUAUGAUCGCAAAAAGGAAUCCAACUCACCAGGGUCCGCUGGAUCCGACGGAUCGACACUGUCGGUCAAGAGUGAACACUCGAAGCUGAUCGGUACGGGUGCCGAUCGACAGGGAUCUGCUUUCAGUGUCCCCAAACCGCGCGAUACGACACAGACCGUCACUGGAACGCCAGGAGCGGAGGUUGGACCUUCUGCCAUUAAUCUGGUUACGCCUUUAGACGAAGGUGGUUCUGUGAUGGAUGGAAAUGAAGGAGAGCGGACGACGGAUGGACACCAAGCGUCCGUAGGGUUCGGUGGGGAUACGAAGAACGCACAUUAUGUGCUCCACAAUCUGCCACGUAUUUACGGUGAUUUGAAUGGUAAUCACAAGAUGGCCAAUGGUGGCAGAUGUUUGGCCGAGGAUGAGGAAACGAAUGGAAACUUGAGCGAUGAGCAAGAACAGGAUCCCGAGCCGGACAGCAAAUCCAUUGGCUCGAUCGAAGAUGCGACGGAUGAGGAGAAUAAGUACAGGGAUGUGGAUUUGAAUGUGAUUUCGGAUGAGGAAUCGAUUGCUGUGGAUGAAAAUUAGAAAUCUAGUUGGGGUGUAUUUGGGUGUUUUAAUUGGUUGUCACGUGGAGAAAAGUGUUGAAAUCA
Messenger RNA from Anopheles darlingi, 1724 nucleotides. RefSeq names its product myb-like protein I. The coding region runs from base 259 to 1659 and encodes 466 amino acids. Gene Ontology annotation, biological process: regulation of transcription by RNA polymerase II. Gene Ontology annotation, molecular function: transcription cis-regulatory region binding. Lineage: Eukaryota; Metazoa; Arthropoda; Insecta; Diptera; Culicidae. The record is from RefSeq and is a predicted model, not a curated record. Gene Ontology annotation, cellular component: nucleus. The transcript has 2 exons.